This is a messenger RNA of Aureococcus anophagefferens, 3306 nucleotides long. RefSeq lists its product as hypothetical. Lineage: Eukaryota; Pelagophyceae; Pelagomonadales; Pelagomonadaceae. The record is from RefSeq and is a predicted model, not a curated record. The coding region runs from base 1 to 3306 and encodes 1101 amino acids. Gene Ontology annotation, biological process: mRNA 3'-end processing by stem-loop binding and cleavage. Gene Ontology annotation, molecular function: RNA endonuclease activity; 5'-3' exonuclease activity; RNA binding. The transcript is spliced from 3 exons. Gene Ontology annotation, cellular component: mRNA cleavage and polyadenylation specificity factor complex.
AUGCUGCUGUCGGACUACAUCCGCCUCCUGCCGCAGGACGACCGCGGCGAGGGCGGCCUCUACGACGAGGAGGACCUGGCGCGGUGCUGCGACCGCGUCGAGCUCGUCGACUUCCACCAGGUCGUGGAGCACGAGGGCAUCCGCUUCUGGUCCUACAACGCGGGCCACGUCCUGGGCGCGGCGAUGUUCAUGAUCGAGAUCGGCGGCGUCCGGCUGCUCUACACGGGCGACUACUCCCUCGAGGAGGACCGGCAUCUGGUGCCCGCGGAGGUGCCGACGCUCGAGCCCCACGUGCUCAUCAUGGAGAGCACCUACGGCACGCAGAAGCACGAGAGCCGCGACGUCCGGGAGGCGCUGUUCACGUCGACCAUCGAGCGCAUCGUGCAGCGCGGCGGCCGCUGCCUCAUCCCCGUCUUCGCUCUCGGGCGGGCCCAGGAGCUGCUGCUGAUUUUAGACGAGUACUGGAAGGAGCGCGAGGACCUGCAGCGCGUGCCCGUCUUCUACGCCUCCAAAAUGGCCUCGCGCGCGCUCCGCGUCUACCAGACCUACAUCAACAUGAUGAACAUGCACGUGCGCGACCAGAUGGACAUCUCCAACCCCUUCAAGUUCGACCACGUGCAGAACCUCGCGUCCAUCGACGACCUCGACGACUCGGGGCCCGUCGUCGUCCUCGCGGCGCCGGGCAUGCUCCAGUCGGGCGUGAGCCGCCAGCUCUUCGACCGCUGGGCGUCGUCGGAGCGCAACGGGGUCGUGAUUGCGGGGUAUUCGGUCGAAGGCACUCUAGCAAAACAGAUCCUCAGCGAGCCCGACGAGGUGAAGACGCAGGACGGGCGGACGCAGCCGCGGCGGUGCACCGUCGUGUCGAUCUCGUUCAGCGCGCACGUCGACUACUUCCAGAACUUCCAGUUCGUCGAGUCGACGAUGCCGAACAAUAUUGUGUUGGUCCACGGCGAGAAGAACGAGAUGAGCCGGCUCAAGGGGAAGCUCGUCCAGGAGACGGGCAAGUGGCCGUCGGAGUCGCGGCCGACGGUGUCGUCGCCGGAGAACGGCCAGGCCGUGAACAUGCGCUUCGCCCGCGACCGGCGCGUGGCCUGCGUCGGCGCGCGGGAGGAGGACCCCUUCAAGCACAAGCGGCGCGCCGACGACGCGGACGCGGCCCCGGAGAAGCGGCGCGUCGUCAAGUCCGGGAUCUUGGUGUCCAAGGACCUGCGGUGCACGCUCUACGCCGACGACGAGCUCCGGGAGUCGUCGCCCCUGAGCGUGACGUCCCUGCGCCAGACGCUGCGGCUCCAGCUCGCGAGCGACGUCGGCGUCUUCCGGGCGUUGCUGGCGCAGACCUUCGCGGACGUCGAGGAAGCGGCGGCCGCGACCGGCGCGGAGGCGUCGCUCGACGUCGGCGGCUGCGUGCGCGUGGACGUCGUCCAGGCCGACGCGGCGCGGGAGCUCGUGCUGGCCUGGGACGCGAGCCCGCUGGGCGACGUCGUGGCCGACGCGGUCGUCUGCGUCGCGCUCCACUGCCAGUCGUCGCCCGCCGCGCUCCUCACGACGGGGCCCUGCUGCGUGCCCGACGCGUCCGCGGCCGACGACCCCCACGGCGCCAAAGACGCCGCGGCCUUCCUGAGGGCGGCGCUCGUGGACCACUUCGGCGACGAGCGCGUCGCGGACGCGCCGGCGGACGACGAGCCGGCGGAGGGCGAGGGCCGCGACCGGUCCGCGUCGAACCUCUCGGCGAGGUCCGACGCGAAGAUGGCCGCCGUCGCGGCCUUUGCCGUGACCCUCGACGACCUCGCCGCGACGUGCACGUUCCGCGCGGACGGGCCGAACUUCCGCGUCGACGUCGCGUCCGACGACGACCCGCUCCGCCGGCGCCUCCGGACGCUCCUCGAGCGCGCGCUCGACGCGACGCAGCCCAUCUCCACGAAGCCGCGGAAGGGGGGCACGAGGUCCGGGAACUUCUCCUGGCUGAACGGCUUGCCAAACGAGUACGCUAGUCCCUUCGACUGCGCCCAGCCGAAGCCGCCGGGCAUCGACUCGAAGGGCCCUCUCACGAUGGCCGCCAUCCUCGACACCACUCCUCCAAUAGCAUCCGCCACGACGCUGAAAGAGGCGCUCAUGCGCGCCGGCCCGGCUAUGACGUCGGCGAAAGCGGGCCUCAUGCCCGCGGACACGACGGUCCAGGUGCUGGCCCUCGAAACCCUCGAGAACGGGACGGAGCGCGCCCGCGUCUCCGGCGCCGGCAAGGAGGGCUGGCUGUCCCUGAAAUUCCUCUCCGCGCUCGCUCGCACGCCCGGCCCGCUCACAUUGACACGAGAAACGACGGCGCGCGGCGUGUCCUACCUCCGGGGCUUCCUCGGGACCGCGCUCGACAAAAACGCGCCGCUCGCCGUCGUCGUCCACGGCACGGGCUACAACGCCGGCGUCUGGAUCCCGGCAUUAGAAGAGUGGCACGACCUCGCGACGGAGCGCGGCGCCGGCUUCGAGGUCGCGGCGCUCGAGUGGACGGGCCACGGCCGGAGCCGCCGCUGCCCGGGAGAGGGCGCGAGCGAGACGCGCUACGACCUCGCGACGGUGGGCCGCGACGACGUGCUCGACGUGCUCGACGCGCUGCGGGGCCCCGACGCGGGCCGGCGCGCCUUCGCCGUGGCGCACUCCAUCGGCGCGCAGCUCUGUUUCCACGCGGAGCAGCAUCGGCCGGGCGCGUUCGCCGGGUUGUGCUGCUUCGAGCCCAUGGUCUACCCCGCGCCGCCGCCCGCGCCCCGGGACGCGAAAGGCCCGUCGCCCUUCAUCAAGACGACGCUCAAGCGGCGGAGCGCCUGGCCCUCGGACGCGGACGCGCGCGCGUACUUCAAAGGCACGGCGUUCGGCAAGGAGUGGGAGCCAAAGGUCCUCGAGAGCUACCUGGACCACGGGCUCAUCGAGCACGACGACGGCACCGUGUCCCUCGCCAUGGACCCGGAGACGGAGGCCUCCGUCUACCUCAACAGCGGCGCUUUCGGCGGGCCCGCCGCGUGGAAGCGCGUCGACGAAAUAGAAUGCGAGGUCCACGUCGCCGCGGGCGGCGCGUCGACGAUGUCGACGACCUUCGGGCCGCCGUCGAACGCGCGCCACGUCGCGACGAUGAAGAAGAUCGCCGAGGCCGUCGCCCGGGGGCUCGAGCCGCCGCUGCCGGACGUCUCCGGCAAGUACGACGGCCGCCUCCUCGUGCUCGACGACGCGAACCACAACAUCAUCCAGGAGGACGCGGAGUGGACCGCGACCUUCGUCGACGCGAGCCUCGCGCGCAUGUCCGAGAACCUCGACUCGUAA